Messenger RNA from Loa loa (African eye worm), 1726 nucleotides. RefSeq lists its product as hypothetical. Gene Ontology annotation, molecular function: protein binding. The transcript is spliced from 9 exons. The record is from RefSeq and is a predicted model, not a curated record. Bases 1 to 1548 code for a protein of 515 amino acids. NCBI's taxonomy places the organism in Eukaryota, Metazoa, Nematoda, Chromadorea, Rhabditida, Onchocercidae.
AUGGAUGUCGCGUUAAAUGAGGAAGCUAUAUACCCACAGGCCCUCCUAAAGUGUCACACAGUAAUCCAUGUAAAGGUACAAACAACUUCCAUGUAUACACCAUUCCGUAGAAUAGCAACGUUCACAGAUGCUGAAGUUGUGGUAACACAGCGUGAUCAGGAUUCGAUUUGCGAUAAAGAUGGUUUCACGCAGUGGAUUGUACUAAUGAUGUUUGGUGGUCCACCGGAAGGCGCUGAAGUAACCUGGAACAAUCAACGACUGCCUCAUCAAAUUUUGGAUGACGACAGUAGGGAGAUAAGUCCAGUUGUCGGUCAUACAAUGAUUCAAUAUAAAAAAUCAUUGAUUGUAUGGGGUGGUUACCAUCAUGCGGAGGACAACGAUUUUCGUUAUCGCUCUUCCACAUUUCUGUACAUAUUACCUGCUGGUUUGCUGACCGGUUGUAACGAUGUGAAGUGGAUACUUUAUCAUGUUCCACACGGUGACGUCCCUCCAUCAACUAGUGGUGCCUGUGCUGUAUUAUGUGACUGUUAUAUUUUUAUUUUUGGAGGCUACGUCCGACGUUCUACUCCUAAUAAUAUCCUGGAAGGUCAUUCAUCGGCGAUGUAUGUUUUGGAUUUAGUACAAGAACGAUGGUCACUGAUUGUUACUGACGAUGACAGCCUCAUACCAACACCUCGAGAUAAAAUGGCUGGGUGGUGUUACAAGACAAAAUGUUACUACUUUGGUGGAUACGGACCACGCCCUUUCGAUAUGCCAAAUCCGGCGCAGUAUUUGAGAGAUGUGGGAGAAUUUGUUGCUGACGAAACCAGCCCCUUCUCCUGGAAUAAUCAGUUACUGAUUUUUGAUCCUGACCCAAGAAAACAGUUGAACUGGACUCUUGCAAAAGUCGGAGGAACAGUGCCUUCAGCCCGUGCGGCAUCUGCAUGCACGUUUCUCGAGAGAUUUGAUGGUAUUCUGCUUUUCGGUGGACGAAACAAAAAUCAGCGACUGAAUGAUUUGUACCUGCUUGAUUUGUCAUCCCUUAUCUGGACGCAAAUUGACGUGACAGGAAUAAAUGAGCCAGAAGGUAGAACAUGGUGUUCACUCAAUACACUACAUUCAAAUCAAGCUUUGGUUUACGGUGGGUAUUCUAACGGAGGUCAGGCACUCUCUGAUUUUUGGAAAGUGGAAGUGAAAAAAGAUCGUAGUGGGCGUUGUGUGGGGACGUGGACUGCAGUAGAUAUUGGACACGAAACGAAAUUUCGCAGAUUGUGGCAUACAGGGGCUGUUGUUGAAGGACAAUUGUUUGUGUGUGGUGGAACAGACGCGUUGGAAGAGCAUAUCAAAAUUAGAAGUGUUCUGAAAAAACGGAUGGAACCACUUUCGUUGUUGACGAUUUGCUUAGGUGUUUUAUAUCCAAUAGCCAAUGAAGUCAGUGUGUUACCCAUUCCUUUACAGCUGCAUUUUGCAUGGGCUCGUUACGUUUUAUCUCGAGGUUAUCAGGCACUGCACAUGGAUACGGAAUACUUCAAACGAUACAAACUGUUGACGAUACUCGAAACGUGCUAAUAAGGACUCCUCAUCUAUUAUUUUUACAAAAUAUUAAUUUCCCUUUAAUAAUGCAUCAAGGUUUUGUUCGAAAAGAUACUUUUGUACAGAAGAGGCAUAAACGGGUAGUAGUGAUUUUCCUUUUGAACCUUCGGUUAUAAACCAUUAAUAUAACUCUGCAGUAUUUUGUACGAUUCAC